AGUAGAGAUCACGCAAUGUUUUCUUUCAUUGUCGAGCGCCACCUGGCACUUGAAAAUACAACUAAAUUCUCCCCACUACCGAAGACAGCGAAAUUUGUAUCAUUAAAUUAAUCGGUUCUAUUUGAAUUCUAAUAAUUUUAUUAAUUCACGAAUUACACACAAUUUUCAUUCCGACAAAUAUUUUCUUACUUUUAAUUUAAUAGAAAAGCCCGAAAUUGAAAAAACAGUCUCAUUUUUUAUCGUUUUUAUGAUUUGCAUAAGUUGUUCUUCGCACGAGUAUUCCUUCGCAAUAAUGUUUCAUACUCUAUGGAUAACGCUCUGUUAUAGAAACACGAAUGUAAGAAUAACCAAGUAUCAAGAAAGGUAUUGAUAUAUAUGAUUAUAAUAAUUAAAAAAUUCUGAUGUAUAUUUUGUUUGAUGUAACAAAUGCAAAGUGAAAAAAAUUUAAUGUCGUUCCUUUGUGUAACUUCGUCAUAAUUCGUUUUCCCAGUGUAUUUACACGAUAAAGAUACAAUAAAAUUCGUUAAUGCUGCAAUAUAAUGUCAAACGCGAUAAGUGGAAAGAAUUUGUUACGUCCUACCGGAUUACAAUGCAAAAAUCUACACGAAUAUUUAAAGUCACGUCCUCCAGAAGUAUUAAGUAAAUUAUAUCAUAAUCCACCUAUAUGUUUGGCUGUGUUUCGUGAACUGCCUGUGAUAGCAAAACACUAUAUCAUGAGAUUAUUAUUCGUCGAACAGGCAGUUCCACAGGCAGUAAUUGCUUCUUGGUGUUCUAAACUUUACCUUGAAGAUCAUCAGAAAGUAGUUGUAAUUUUAAAAGAAUUAAAUAUAUGGAGAGAAACAUCUUUACCUGGAGGAUUACCAGGUUGGAUUGUUCAUGCCUCUUUUAAAAAAAAUUUGAAAAUUGUUCUAUUGGGAGGUGGUAAACCAUGGACAAUGUCGAAUCAAUUAGAAACUGAUAGUAAACCUAGAGACGUAGCAUUUUUAGAUGCAUAUGCAUUAGAAAGAUGGGAAUGUGUUUUACAUUACAUGGUUGGUUCUCAGCAACAAGAAGGUAUCUCGGCUGAUGCUGUGAGAAUACUUUUACAUGCCGGUUUAAUGAAACGGGACGAAGCUGAUGGAAGUCCAGUUAUUACACAAGCAGGUUUUCAAUUCUUAUUGUUAGAUACUGCAUCACAAGUAUGGUAUUUUAUUCUCCAAUAUUUAGAUACGAUAGAAGCAAGAGGGCUUAAUUUAGUUGAAUGCCUUACAUUUCUAUUUCAAUUAAAUUUUUCAACACUCGGUAAAGAUUAUAGUACUGAAGGCAUGUCGGAAGGUUUAUUAACAUUUCUACAACAUCUAAGAGAGUUUGGACUUGUUUAUCAACGUAAACGAAAAGCUGGAAGAUUUUACCCUACGCGUUUAGCAUUAAACAUAGCUACUGGACAAAAUAAACCAUUAGCUAAGGAAAGUGGAAAAGAAGGAUAUAUAGUAGUUGAAACUAAUUACAGAGUGUAUGCUUAUACUAAUUCAAAUUUGCAAGUUGCUUUGCUUGGAUUAUUUUGUGAAAUGUUAUAUAGAUUCCCAAACUUAGUGGUUUCAAUAUUAACAAGAGAUUCAGUAAGGCAAGCUUUGAAAAGUGGAAUUACUGCAGCACAGAUCAUAGGCAGCAUGCACAUAAUAAAAUGUUAGAGGCAGGCCCACCUACAUUGCCUCCAACUAUUGUGGAUCAAAUUAAGUUAUGGGAAAACGAAAGAAAUAGAUUUUUGUUUAGUGAAGGAGUCCUAUAUAGUCAAUUUCUUU
Molecule: messenger RNA, 1781 nt
Organism: Vespula vulgaris
Lineage: Eukaryota; Metazoa; Arthropoda; Insecta; Hymenoptera; Vespidae
Gene: mrn
Product: general transcription factor IIH subunit 4
Exons: 5
Coding region: 540-1670 (376 amino acids)
Biological process (GO): nucleotide-excision repair
Cellular component (GO): transcription factor TFIIH holo complex; transcription factor TFIIH core complex
Molecular function (GO): ATPase activator activity; double-stranded DNA binding
Source: RefSeq, a predicted model, not a curated record